GACAGAACAGAACUUCUACACAAAAUAUCUGAUCCAUUCUGAUUCCUGGUCAGCUUUUACACAGAGUAAGAAUCUUGCCUGCCCAUGUGGACGAUGGCUGCUCCGCAGGUGUCGACCCCAAGCAUGACGACUUCCUUUUUGGAGACAGAUGACUACAGCAUUUAUGCUAACAUGACUGAGGAGCAGCUCCUGCAGCUAGCGAUUGAGCAAAGUCUAGCUGAUGCUAAUGCUCAGCAAAUCUGCUCUCGCACAACAAGACUGACGGCUCAGUGUUCACAUCCCCCACGGCCUCAGAGCAUCCCUCCUCCUGCAAACCCGCCUGCUAAUCUACCCGCUAACCCGCCACUCAUCCAAUCCUCCAGUAAUAAACAAUUCUCAAGAAUCAACCGAGAUGCUCAAAACCAUUUGUUCAGCAAGGAAAAGAGGGAAGUGAUUGCUUGGACAAGACACAAUGGAUUUUUACGGGUUACUGUGGAAUCAGUCAAAGAUUUAGACCCUUUUCUCUCAGCGAUUUGGAAAGGUGAUGCUAAGGCUCUACGUGCGAUAGUACAAACCAAAUCCCGAAACCUUUUGGAAACUAAUCAGGAAGGUUGGCUCCCCCUUCACGAGUCAGCUUACUACGGUCAUGUGGACUGUCUGAAGAUUUUGCUAAGUGCCCAACCAGAGACAAUUAACAGACGCACGCUAAAGAACCAAACUCCGCUUCUACUAGCUGUAAGUCGCAGACAUUCAGCUUGUGUCCACUAUCUGUUGGAGAAGGGUGCUGAUCCCAACCUGGCAAACCACCAGUGGGAGACGCCAUUAUACAAAGCUUGUGAAAAGGGAACUGCAGAAGCUGUGGCUCUUUUAAUAAGAUAUGGAGCACUGACAACUAAGGCAUCAAUACAAGGAGCAACGCCACUGCAUGAAGCAGUGGCAACCAAAAAUGUGGAAAUGUGCAAAUUGCUACUGCAAGCAAAGGCAAAUCUGAUGGCUAAAAACAUUUAUGGCAUAGAUCCACCAUUCACAGCAGCUCAGUGUGGGGCUGCCGAAGUCCUAAAAUUCCUGAUAAUGAAAGGUGCAGAUGUUAACACUCAGGCCAAUGAUGGUGCUUCAGCCUUGUUUGAAGCCUCUAAAAAUGGCCACAGUGAAGUUGUAGAGAUUCUCUUGUCCUACCGUGCUGACGUUAACAAAUCUAACAAAGCUGGACUAUUUCCUAUUCAUCUUGCAGCUAAAAAUGGACAUUGCAGAGUUGUUUCCUUGCUAAUACCAAAAACUAACAAGACCAAAAUAAAUCGCUCUGGCAUCAGUCCUCUUCAUCUGGCUGCAGAACGCAAUAGAGAUGAGGUUCUUGAGAUACUGAUAGAUGCCGGGUUUGAUGUCAACUCCAUGCUGUCAGAAGAUUGGUCCAAAAUGUAUGAGGACCAUCGCAAAACUGCCCUCUACUCUGCUGUGUCCAAUAGCAAUGUUGAUGCAGCUGAAAUGCUCCUGAAAGCUGGGGCUGAUCCCAACCUGGACACCUUCAAUCCUCUGCUCGUUGCUGUGAGGAAGGGCUGCAUUGAAAUGGUCAAGCUUCUGGUCAACCAUGGUGCAAAUAUUAACUCCAUCCUCCCAACUCACCCCACCGAAUUCCCAGCUGCUUUGAUUUUUUCCAUGAAUAACUUGCCAAUGAUUAAGUACCUCAUGGAUUAUGGGUGCGAUGCUCAAUCAUGCUUUAAGUGCGACUAUGGCAGUGGAUCUCACCCGCCCAUAAACUCCAGCAUGCAAGAUGGAAGGGACAGGCUGUACUACCUCAGUGAUGAAAGUUCAGAAAGCUGUGUACAGUUCUGUGAGAUGAUCGCCAGGCCAAAAGUCACCAACUGGGCUGGACCUAUCAUAGACAUACUGCUGGACUAUGUGGGUCAUGUGAAACUCUGUUCCAGACUAGUUGAACACCUGGACAAUUACAGUGAAUGGGCUCAAAUCAAAGAGAAAGCAAUGCCUCCUCGGUCCUUGAUGCAUCUUUGCAGAAUAAAGAUUCGUCAGCAGCUGGGCGUCCAAAGACUAAAACAGAUGAACCGUCUCCCUCUGUCUCGGAGGCUUAUCAAGUUUUUAUGGCAUGAGAAAGAAUCAUUUACUGAUAUCCUUCAAAUGUGA
Messenger RNA from Clarias gariepinus (North African catfish), 2115 nucleotides. It is a transcript of the gene asb2a.2, whose product is annotated as ankyrin repeat and SOCS box containing 2a, tandem duplicate 2. The transcript is spliced from 10 exons. Gene Ontology annotation, molecular function: protein binding. Gene Ontology annotation, biological process: intracellular signal transduction. The coding region runs from base 85 to 2115 and encodes 676 amino acids. The record is from RefSeq and is a predicted model, not a curated record. Lineage: Eukaryota; Metazoa; Chordata; Actinopteri; Siluriformes; Clariidae.